AUUUCUCUCAACUCCACCACAGUCACUGAGUUCCUUAUACUGGGAUUCCCGGCUCUGAAUGAUUACAAGUUGCCUUUCUUCUCCAUUAUUCUCCUCAUGUAUUCCAUGACUAUAUGUGAAAACCUGUUGAUCAUUUUACUGGUGUCAGCAAGCCAACGUCUCCGUUCUCCAAUGUAUUUCUUCCUUGGACAUUUGGCGCUGUCAGACAUUAUCCAAGUAUCAAAUGUUGUUCCUAAGAUGCUGGAUGUUAUCAUAAAAGAGGGGAGUAUCAUAUCUUUUGUUGGGUGUACAACUCAGUUUUACCUUUAUGGGGUAUCAGUCAGUGCUGAGUGUUUUUUGCUCACGGCCAUGUCCUAUGACCGGUACUUGGCCAUCUGUAGACCUCUACAUUAUAUCUCAAUGAUGAGUUUCAAGCUUAGAUACAUCUUGGUCAUAUCAUCCUGGGGCCUGAGUUUGAUGUUAAUACUCAUCACACUUGUACUUGUCUUCGGUUUAGACUUCUGCGGGUCCAAUGUUAUUAACCAUUUCUUCUGUGACUUUGCCCCUCUUUUAGAACUUUCUUGCUCCGUCACAACCAUUGUGAGCAUUGACAUUAUAGUCCUCUCUGUUCCAAUUACUCUGUUACCUUUCUUACUCAUUAUUAUAACUUAUGUUUAUAUUUUUAUCACCAUCUUCAGAAUUUCCUCCACCUCAGGCCGCCAAAAAGCCUUCUCCACUUGUAGCUCACACUUGGUGGUUGUUUCUUCCUAUUAUGGCUCCAUGCUCAUCAUCUACAUGGUCCCUUACAGAGGACAUUCACUGACUGUUAACAAGUUUAUUUCUCUUGUCUACAUUGUCCUGACCCCCUUUUUAAACCCUAUGAUAUAUAGUCUAAAAAACAAGGAGAUUCAGUCUUCUGUGAUUAUGUAUCUAAAGGUUUGUAAUAAGAAGAAAGCGACACAUAGUUAG
Molecule: messenger RNA, 948 nt
Organism: Bufo bufo (common toad)
Lineage: Eukaryota; Metazoa; Chordata; Amphibia; Anura; Bufonidae
Product: olfactory receptor 998-like
Exons: 1
Coding region: 97-948 (283 amino acids)
Biological process (GO): G protein-coupled receptor signaling pathway
Cellular component (GO): membrane
Molecular function (GO): olfactory receptor activity; G protein-coupled receptor activity
Source: RefSeq, a predicted model, not a curated record